Molecule: messenger RNA, 786 nt
Organism: Aquila chrysaetos chrysaetos
Lineage: Eukaryota; Metazoa; Chordata; Aves; Accipitriformes; Accipitridae
Gene: SERPING1
Product: serpin family G member 1
Exons: 3
Coding region: 1-522 (173 amino acids)
Biological process (GO): negative regulation of endopeptidase activity
Molecular function (GO): serine-type endopeptidase inhibitor activity
Source: RefSeq, a predicted model, not a curated record
AUGGAGCUGGCGGGGCGGGGGGGCAGCCACUCGCCGCGGACCGUCCCGCAGGUGGGGCGGCUGGAGCUGAGCGAGGGCCUGAGCCUGGUGGUGCUGGUGCCACGGGGGCCCCUGGGAGCGCUGGGGACCCUGGAGCAGGCGCUGGACCCCCCGGCCUUCCUGGGGCUGCUGCGACGGGCGGCCCGCACUCCGCUUCAGGCCACCGCCCUAGCCCUGCCCCGCCUGCGCCUCGACCUCGCCCUGGACGUGGUGGCCAUGGUCCACGACAUGGACUAUGGGCUGUUCCUGGACGCGGAGCUGUGCGGGCUGGCGCAGGGCCCAGCGGUGGCGGUGGACGCGGCAAGGCACCGGGCGGUGCUGGCACUGGACGAGGCCGGCGUGGAGGCGGCGGGCGCCAUGGCCACCUCGGUGGCGCGCACGGUCCUGCUGCUGGAUGCCCUGCGCCCCUUCCUCUUCGUCCUCUGGCACGAUGCCGGCGCCGUCCCUCUCUUCAUGGGCCGCCUCAGCGACCCCCAGCCCUGACCCCUGCCCGCACCCCGGCCCCUGCCUGCCUGCCUGCUGCCCCCCCCGCCCCCCUGCUUCCUCUUCUCCCUCCUUCCCUCCAGCCCUUCUUCCCUCUCUCCCUGGUCUCUCCCGCCCUCCUGCCUCCCAUCCCUCCUUCCCUUGGCCCUCCAUCCCUCCUUCUUUUCCCUCCCUCCUUCCCUCGUCCCUCCCUCCUCCCUCCCUUCUUACCCCCCUUCCAACCACCCUCCAGCCCCCAUCCUUCCCCCUCUUUUCGCUCCCUCC